This is a messenger RNA of Lottia gigantea (owl limpet), 953 nucleotides long. RefSeq lists its product as hypothetical. NCBI's taxonomy places the organism in Eukaryota, Metazoa, Mollusca, Gastropoda, Lottiidae. Gene Ontology annotation, molecular function: protein binding. Bases 138 to 953 code for a protein of 271 amino acids. The transcript has 10 exons. The record is from RefSeq and is a predicted model, not a curated record.
CGGAUUUCGAAGAAGAGACAAAUGGUUUUGUACUAGAUUUAAGAAAUAAAUGUCUAAAAUCAAUUGAAAUACCAAAUAAUGUGGAGCCUAUUACUGGAUUGAUAUGUGAUGACAAUGAUAUUACAAGAAUAGAGAGCAUGGAACAACACCCCUAUCUUGAACAGGUUUCACUGGCUAAUAAUCACAUUGUUCGUAUGAAUGGAAUUUCUGUGGUGAAGAAACUAAAUGUUUUAAAUCUAGCGAACAAUAGUAUAGUGAAUAUUGAAGGUUUAGAAGAGCUAGUUUAUUUAACAUGGUUAGAUUUAUCAGGUAAUAGCAUCAAGAUUAUUUCCCACUUACAACAUAAUACACAACUACGGCAUUUAGAUUUAUCAGAUAAUAAUAUAGAAGUUAUUACAGAUUUAUCUCCCCUUAUAUGUUUACAGACCUUACUAUUACAUGGUAAUAUAUUAAACAGUUUAAAGCCUGUACCAGCCUGUCUACCAGCCAGUUUAGCUGUUUUAUCAUUAGAGUCUAAUGAAAUACAUGAUUUAACUGAGAUUUCCUAUUUAAGUUGUUUGGAAAAUUUAGAACAAUUAUCAAUUGCCAGGAACCCUUGUGAAUCAUUUGACUUAACUUAUAUCACAUUGUUUGACUAUCGAGCUUAUAUAAUCAACUGGUGUUUUAGAUUAAAGAUAUUAGAUGGUUAUGGUAUUUCUCAGAAAGAAAAAUUAUUGGCUGAAUGGUUGUAUAGUCAAGGUGAAGGUCGACAUUAUAGAGUGGGUGAACAUUAUCAACUUCUGCAAUAUUUAUCAACUGUUUGUCCUUUAUCAGAGGAGUUAAGAACAGAAGAAGAUGCUAAGUUAAGUCGAAUAUUAAAUAAACAGAGAUAUCAUCAUGAUCAGCUAUUACGACAAAAUGAACCAAUUAAAGCUCAUAUAUUAAACAGAAGUCACUCACAUACAGGUAACUAA